Molecule: messenger RNA, 1209 nt
Organism: Ilex paraguariensis (yerba mate)
Lineage: Eukaryota; Viridiplantae; Streptophyta; Magnoliopsida; Aquifoliales; Aquifoliaceae
Source: the annotation of a GenBank genome assembly
AUUUUUGCCCUUGGCUCUGUAUAGCUACCUGUCAUUCAUAGACGAUAAAUUCAGGUGAUAUUGCUUCUUUCAUCUGAUGGAGAGCUCCCAUCUCAACGAUGAUUAUGAUUCAUCCCUACCAAAAGAAAAAUGGUGGGGAAAUCUGGAGCUCCACCAAUUCCAUGGCUACUGGUUUUGGCUUCCAUCCCUCCAAGCAGCCCAACAGAUCAAGAACAAUUUCAGACCCCUUCCAACUGAUGUAAUCUUAGCUUCUUUUCCGAAAACGGGCACAACAUGGCUCAAAUCCCUCCUUUACUCUAUCGUUAAUCGCUCGUCAAAAGAGUCCUUGAUUCUGAAUCAUCCUCAUGAACUUGUUCCCUCACUAGAGAUUCAAGUUUAUCCACAUCACCUGCCCUCUUCUGAUAUUUCGGCAGACAAUUUUCCCCCGGCUGGGUCUGGGAUCUUCAAUACACAUCUACCUUAUCAGUUUUUGGCCGAUAACGUCAAUUCAUCGGCUUGUAAGGUUGUUUAUGUUACCAGGAAUCCCAAGGACACCCUCAAUUCCAUGUGGCAUUUCCUGGGGAAGUCGAAGAGCCCGGAGACUAAGCCAUGGACAUUAGAUGUGGCUGUAGACAAGUUCUGCAGAGGUGUUGUCCCUUUUGGACCUUACUAUGAUCAUGUGUUGGAAUAUUGGAAAGAGAGCUUGGAAAAACCUCAAAAAGUGUACUUUAUAACUUAUGAGGAAUUGAAAAAUGACCCCAAAACCCAGGUUAAGAAGCUGGCUGAGUUCCUGGGGUGCCCCUUUGUGGGUGAUGAUAAAGAAUUGGAGGUGGAGAUGGUUGUGAAGAGUUGUUCCAUCGAAACUUUAAAGAAUCAUGAGGUGAACAAAUCCAAUGACUCGCCCAGUUGGUCCCCAGUGCCUUAUAAUUCCUUCUUUAGACAAGGUGAGGUUGGUGAUCAUAAAAAUCACUUCAAGUCUGAGAUGAUUGAGCGCCUUGAUGCCAUUACAAGGGAGAAAUUUCAUGGAUCAGAUUUCAUGUAUGGUAUUUAGUUGGUGUUUCUUUUGAUUAUUAGUUGAAAGGGUAUUUGGAACCGUCUCUCUUAGGUUCGUUUAGAUAUUUCAGUUUGUCAAAUAAUGGAACUAUUAGUUAAUAAAGUUAAGCAUUUAUUUUGUAAGACUUAUUUAAGCACUUGCGCAUUAUGGUUGUUUAAUUUAGAAAAAUAAAAUAA